Stegostoma tigrinum is the source of this 3021-nucleotide messenger RNA. It is a transcript of the gene polr3h, whose product is annotated as polymerase (RNA) III (DNA directed) polypeptide H. Gene Ontology annotation, biological process: DNA-templated transcription; transcription initiation at RNA polymerase III promoter. The transcript is spliced from 7 exons. The coding region runs from base 239 to 850 and encodes 203 amino acids. The record is from RefSeq and is a predicted model, not a curated record. NCBI's taxonomy places the organism in Eukaryota, Metazoa, Chordata, Chondrichthyes, Orectolobiformes, Stegostomatidae. Gene Ontology annotation, molecular function: DNA-directed RNA polymerase activity; DNA binding. Gene Ontology annotation, cellular component: RNA polymerase III complex.
AGGCUGUUGCUGCUGCGAACGCGACCGGAGUCUGGGGCCUAGGGCCUGGCGCCUGGCUCCGAGGCCUGGGGCCCGUGACUGCAGUCGCUCCCUCCGGCUCAAAGCUGCCAAUAUUGAGGCCCUGAGCCUUACCCCCGCCCCCCGCGGCUUUGGCUGACCGUAACUUUCGGGAACCUCAGUCAGUUCUUUGGGGGAGGUUUCUCAAAGUAGUCAUGUGUUGAUCCUAUCUACUCGCAGCAUGUUCGUCCUUGUGGAGAUGGUGGAUACUGUGCGGAUCCCACCCUGGCUUUUCGAAAGGAGGCUGAAUGAUGCCAUUGCUGAAGAGCUGAACAAAAAACUAGCAAAUAAGGUAGUAUAUAAUGUCGGCCUCUGCAUUUGCCUGUAUGACAUUACCAAGCUGGAAGAUUCCUACAUUUUCCCAGGGGAUGGAGCAUCUCACACCAAAGUACAUUUCCGUUACGUGGUCUUUCGGCCUUUUCUGGAUGAGAUUAUUACCGGCAAAAUUAAAGGCUGCAGCCAGGAUGGUGUUCACGUGACCUUGGGAUAUUUUGAUGACAUCCUCAUCCCUCCAGAAUCCCUGCAGCAACCUGCCAAGUUUGAUGAGACGGAGCAGGUGUGGGUGUGGGAGUACGAGACGGACGAGGGCACACAUGACCUUUACAUGGACGUUGGUGAGGAGGUCAGACUGCGGGUGGUGGACGAAACCUUUGUGGACACCUCCCCCACAGGGCCCAGCUCCACGGAAAGCUCCACUGCAGAGGAGACACUGAGGAAGGAAUCUCCCUACACGCUGACGGGUUCCAUCAGUGAGCCAGGACUAGGGCUGCUGUCCUGGUGGACGAAUGGUUAAUGAGCAGGACUGGAAGCACUCAAUUGGGAUGCAGUUGCAAGAUGGUGGGGCCUGGUUGGAGCUGCCCAGACUCUGGCCUUGCUUAGCUCGGUGGUUCCUAAAGGAUCCAAUCUCCCGAGACCAGGACAGAUGCUGGAUGUUUAACCAGAGCAGGAAGCGAGCAAGAUCCGGCAACAACUGGGAAUGUUUUCCUGACUAAUAAAUAAACGUGCACAAGUGGGAACAUUAUUGGAAAGGCUUCCAGUAAAGAAGUAAAGAUUUGGUUGGUAGAGGCCAUAUUGAGCGAUGUGUGGCUUCAUAAGUAAAGAUGUUUGUGCAAUGGAUUGUAUUGUUGUUUUUAAGCAGUGUGCCCGUUGCUGCUGAGGAAUUGAGAAAAGCCCACAGUGUUCCAAAGCCAGCCUGGCUCAGCUAAGAGAACAUUGUCUAUGAAUCUGAAGUUCAAACCCAGCUUCUAGCCUUCAAAACAUUUGUCCAGGAUCAGCGAGGGAUUUUGUGUUAAACUGACAAUCUGUCUGUUAAAGAUCAUGAGGCACUUUCUGAUUAAGCCUCAAACUGUGGCAUCAAAAACACAUGGACAUUCGCCUCUUGGACAUAUUGUGGGAUAUUGCUGUGUACAAAAUGGCAGCCACAGUUUCCUAUACUGCCAGUUGCUAUGAAAUGCUUUAGGUGAGCUAAAUGCAAGUCUUUAACACUCCAAAUGCAUCAGCAUUUCAAAAAGUUUUAAGUGGUUUCAGUUCUUCCUUCUCCCCCUCUCCUCCCCCUUACAAUCUUGUAUGUUUUGUUUAGAUUGUUCGUUUAUUUUUCUAAACUCUAAUCGUCAAAAUCGCCCAACAUUUCCUCAUAAGAUGGCCUGCUUAUCCUCGGAAUUGGUUCAGUGAUCCUUCUCUGAACUACUUUGAAUACAGUAAGCUCCUUCAGGUCAGGAGACCGGAAUCUCUCUCAGUACUCCAAAUGCGGCCUCACUAAUGAUCCAUACACUUAGAGAGAAUUCUGACACCCUUUUGUAUUCCAUUCCCCUGGCUGCUGCUCUCAGAGGGUCAGUUAGGAGGCUGAUAGAAUUCUUCCAUUUAACACUUUUCCCAUUGCUAUCUACCCGUAGGCCAUUAAAGUUCCUGCUCUCAUUUCCUGUUGUGAAUCCCGCGAGCUCGAUCACCCCUGGGUUAACACUGAAUUCCUUUCCCACCCAGUGAGACUGCCGCUGCCUCCUGUGUUUGGUUGGGUCACUGUUUCCUGUUUAUCAGUGAUGGGAUUGGCCUCGAGUAGUCCCUGUCAGGCAGCUGUCGCUGCCCGAGGUGUUCAGUAGGUGUUGACACUGUUUACUAUAAUACAGGAACUACACUGAGCUUAAAGAAGGCUCCAACCUUGGUCCGUAAUCAGAGGGCUAUUCACGUUAAGGCAGGACAGCAUUAUUCUGGAAGCCACAUACUCUUGACAGCUGUCCAAGUGAACUGGAGGUAUUUUUUAAUCCGACUGUUCAACCAUGGCACAACACCCCUCUGGAGUCUGUGCAACUUGAACCCAGGCCUCCUAUUCCAAGGGUAAGGACACAACCAGUACAUCGCAAGAGCUGAUCAAAGUGAGAAUUGGACAGAAUGGGUGUUCUCUGCUCUUCCAUCCACUAGCCUAACUAGUGCUGAUGCUCACUCAGACAAUGUGUGUGAGGUAUAUCCAUGCACAAGAUAUCUUGAUAACUAAGACUGGUUUGGGAGAGGUGUGUGUAUAGUGGUUUGGGGUAGGGUUCAGAAUCUUCUGCCCUCUCUGGAAACGUUUGGAAUUUAUGGGUGGGAGGGUGAUAGAUGGGGAAACUUCCCUCUUUAGAUUGUGAGUGGGUGGGCCAGGCAAACCUGUGGAUGGCCUUCCAGCGCAAAUGCAAACUGAGGCCCUUGAAUGGAAACUAAUGACCAAGGCUCAUUCCACUACUGUGUGUAUGAUCCCAGCUCAGUGUGUGUUUGGGGGAAGGUGGGUGCCGGUGAUGCUGCCUCCAUGUGGAACAGACAACCAGUAAACAAAGUGGAGAUUCCUGGCAAGAGAGGGGGGGCUCUGUCCUGUGGAGAGGUGAUAGUGUUGUGGUAAUGACACUGAGCUCAAAUCCAGAGCCCCCAGAUUCAUGUUCUGGGGACAUGGGUUUGAAUCCAAUCAUGGCAACUGGUGAAAUUUGUAAUCAAUAAAAA